Molecule: messenger RNA, 3748 nt
Organism: Aspergillus calidoustus
Lineage: Eukaryota; Fungi; Ascomycota; Eurotiomycetes; Eurotiales; Aspergillaceae
Source: the annotation of a GenBank genome assembly
CAGUGGCUUUGCUUCCAACAAUCUGUCGAUUCUCGAGAAUGCUGGAUGGCCCUUCAAGGAUUAAUGCAUCGCUUGUUGUCUUAACACUUUAAUAAAAAUGCCCUUGGUCAGCCAGUACGACUGCAGCGGGUGCUGCAGCCUUCUACAUGGUUACUAUGACUGGACCAAUAUACUGGUGAAUUGGCAAAUGACCUUGCACUCUCCAAAUUAAUUGAUGAAAUACUCCGUCGAGCAUCCACCACGGACAAGAGACCGUAUCAGGGACGGCAAAAGAAUAACUCGCUCUAUUAUAUCCUCGAAGUGUGAUGGUUAACGACGUUUGCUGGCGGAAACUAAAGACCAGUUGAAAGUUGAAAGUUGACGAUGCCAUGGGAAGAAACCGAGGCCUCUUCAAUCAGUCUCCAUCCUCUUGCUGGUCUCGUCUUGUCCAGAUUCCAGAUGACAGUAGCUGGUUUUUUGAAGUAUAAUCAGGCCAGAUCCAAUGUGGAUCCAGACUCCGUAAUCCGUAAUCCCGGUGUUUGUAGCGGCAGCCUCCUCUCAGACCUUUCCGCAUAGGAACCGCAGCGCGCAGCCAGUUAAUUGCUCUGGGCCUCUGGUCGCUUCCCCGCUCCCUGAAGAGACCAACGCAGGCCAGUUUAAGAACAAAAAAAAAAGAUGAGACGAUGAGAACCCAGCAUCCGAGCGCCUUUUCGGAUUGACACUGCGGCGGUGAUCUUUGAGGGUAUAUCUACCUCGUCGAACGUCUUAGACCACCCUCCGCUGGUUUCAGAGGAACUCCUCCAUAUCGCUUCCUCAUAUAAGAAUCAUGUCGGCUGGCCGCUCACAUUCAUGCCACUAUUGAGGACACCACAAUUGACGAGCUCUGGUGCAAAGGGCCCUCGAGUACCCGACAUUUGCUGCUUUUCCUCUGGAACACCUGACGCGCCCCCAGCUCAAAAAAUGCCUAGGGUACGCAAGCCGCAAACCACGUAUUGGAACAAUUCCUCAUUCAUAGACAGUGUGCUGAUCUUGGCAAUACGUGAAAGCGGCCGUGUCGUUCGAGACAUUAUAGAUCCGUCUCCUGCCUGGGGUGAUAUCCAUGUGAACCAGUUUCAACCUGAAACAAUGUCUACUUCACCCGAGAGGGACAAGGAAGGGCUCAUCGAGUCCGGCUCGACCCUCUCAAAUGAGUUAGCGGGCAACAAGAAGCGCUCAAGUUCCGAGAUUGCAGAAUAUCCCAGGAGGCGCGCUACAAUAGCGUGUCAAAUAUGUCGUUUACGAAAAACAAGGUGCAAUGGAGCUCGGCCAAAAUGUCAGCUCUGCACAGAUCUAGAUGCGGAAUGCGUCUAUAGAGAACCGGGUAUCAAGCUAGAUGCCGGUGAUAAGUUGAUCAUUGAAAGACUCACUAGAAUUGAAGGAUUGCUGCAGUCCAGCUUGGCCGCACAUAAUACUCACUUUCAGCUCUCCUCAACAUCUCCCACCACCAGUAACGACACAAAUCUUGGCAGCGAUGACGCGGCGGCCAAGUCUUCGAAUACCCUCUCGGUUCCGGGGAAGACUACCACUAUUGUUGGACUUGGCUCUUGGGCAAACCCGCCGACAAGCAUAUCCACGAUGCCCAAGGUACACACGACGCCAGCCCUGAAUCUCUUGAAUUGGCCCUUGAUUCGAGACCUUGUCUCUCGCCCAUAUGACCCCCAGACACUGCUGCAGCUCGAAAUGGCCCGUGAGCCGCUUCGAAUGACUCCUCCAAUGCCCUUCGAUUUAUCCGGCGCAUCCACCUAUGUUGAAGCCUUCUUCGAGCGAGUUAAUGUUUGGUACGCUUGUGUUAACCCAUUCACCUGGCCACGAUACUACAACGCCGCCGUUUCCGUUGGCUUUCGAGAAGGCCCCGAGAGCUGUGUCGUGCUUCUAGUUUUGGCUCUGGGCUGCGCCACGCAAUAUGGCAGCAUCGCUUUGCUGUCCACUGACAGGGACCCUCCGGGAUUAUCAUUUUUUAUGGCAGCAUGGAAUCUUCUACCGUCUGUCAUGAUGCGGAACUCGGUCGUUUCCGCUCAAUGCAUUAUUCUUGCCGCCGCUUACCUAUUCUACUUGGUUCGGCCGCUCGAGGCCUGGACAUUGCUCUCAAAUGCUAGCAUGAAGCUACAGCUGCUAUUCGGGAACCCUUCUCGCGUCCCCGUGCAGUGGAGGGAGCUGAGUGUGCGAGUUUACUGGAACGCCCUGCUUUACGAGAGUGAUAUGCUUGCAGAGCUGGAUCUACCACACUCUGGGAUUGUGAACUUUGAGGAGCUCGUCGAUCUCCCGGGUGGGUUUGAUGAGGAUGAUGAUGACGACGACGAGGACGAGGAAGAAGUUAGCGAGAGCCCUACUCUCAAACAUAUCAAAUCUGUUGGUCGCGACGAACUCUGGUACUUUUUGGCCGAAAUCGCCCUCCGCAGACUUCUCAACCGAGUCAGCCACAUGAUCUACCAGAAAGACAGUACCCUCACUCUCGCCUCCUUAGGCCCCAUCGUCUCGGAACUAGAUUUUCAAUUAUCCCAGUGGUACGAGGGCCUUCCCCAACCCGUUCGGUUUCCCCUCUCCCACGCCCCCAUCUCAAACCCCGUUCAGACCGUCCUCCGGCUCCGCUACUUUGCCUGUCGAACAAUCAUUUAUCGCCCAUAUAUCCUCGCCGUCUUCGAGAACGAGCAGACAUCUACCGAUUCGUGGGUGAGGGAAUGCUGCCGCCGAUGCCUCGAGGCUACCUUCUACCAGCUAGAGAACAUUACCAGCCACCGUGAGGGGCACCUUCCCUAUUUGUGGCAGGGUGCUUUGUCGAUGGUCUCGCAAUCUUUACUUAUCAUGGGUGCGACUAUGUCGCCUGCUCUUUCAGCUCUGCUUCCUUCUACAUUUCGGGUGGAUGGUGUUAUAUCAAGCGUCAUCACAGAGGUCGACAGAUAUGCCCACCUUGCACCAAGCCUCAAGCUAUCCGCGGAGAUUCUCCGCGACGCGGAGAGGCGACGCCAGAUUUGCCUCAGAUCUGCAGGCAAGAGGACGUAAGUGCAAGAAUCAAUUAGGUCCGCUAUGUUCCUUUCUUCUUGAAAGAGCGCACGGGCGGCAAGACCACUCUAAACUACGGCGUUAUGCAUAUUUGAUAAAAAUCGUGGACUAAUGAUGGUUCGAUGACCGCCCUUUUCCCUUAAGCCUGCCAAUUGCCAGAUUAUCAUCUUCUUGUAUAUAGGGCUGCAUCAGGGAGGGAGAUCGCCUCGAGAUUAUACAUAUAUAUAUUUAGGUCAUGUCCAUAUACGCAUAUACAUGCUAUGGUUUAUAUACAUGCCAAAAGACAAAGCAAUAUCUGGGUAAAAACCCCUUGGAAACGCAAAAGGGGUUAUCUUGUCGUUAUUCGAAUCGCAGGGAAACGCUAAACCACGAGGUGAAAUUGCACCGUGCAGGAAAUAGCACUGUGCGUAAGGCAAGGAGAGGGGCGAAAGACGAGUAUGUUGUCGAAUAGUGACACGAUGCCGAGUUAGAGCAGAACCCAUUCGCUGCCUCUCUUGAUAAAUUUGUCAAGCAUCAUGCCAAUGUCAUUCAGCGCAAAGCGGCAGAUAUAAAAGCCGAAGAACUCAGCGGCAUGACGCGUGCUAAGCUCUAGCCCAACAAGAGUUUGUGACGAGUGCCUCAAACCUGGAUCUUCAACCUGCUGCGCAAUUUGAUCUAUCGAGGUAAAUUAGUAAUGUGGUUCGCCAAGUGACUCGAUGUGGACUCACCUAAGACCUGGGCAGCAUCACAG